Molecule: messenger RNA, 267 nt
Organism: Erinaceus europaeus (western European hedgehog)
Lineage: Eukaryota; Metazoa; Chordata; Mammalia; Eulipotyphla; Erinaceidae
Product: WD repeat-containing protein 20-like
Exons: 1
Coding region: 1-267 (88 amino acids)
Molecular function (GO): protein binding
Source: RefSeq, a predicted model, not a curated record
AUGGCGAUGGAGAGAGGAGGGAAGGAGAUGAAGGAGAUGAAAACCCAAUUCACUACCUGGGAAGGUCUUUACAAGCUGCUGCUGCACACUGAGUACAGCCGGCCCAACCUGGUGCCCUUCAACUCCCAGGGGUCCAACCCAGUCCACUUCUCCUUCCUCAACCUCAACGAUCAGUCCAGCAAGGAUGACCGCCUCCACUUCAGUGUGGGCUGGGAGCUUUACUUCUCUAUCUACAAGGGGGUCCUCAAGGGAGGGCUUUGCUGUUAA